Molecule: messenger RNA, 364 nt
Organism: Baudoinia panamericana UAMH 10762
Lineage: Eukaryota; Fungi; Ascomycota; Dothideomycetes; Mycosphaerellales; Teratosphaeriaceae
Exons: 1
Coding region: 87-350 (87 amino acids)
Source: RefSeq, a predicted model, not a curated record
UAGAGUCUGAGUAUUUGUUGCGUAGUCGCAGGUGAAUUGCAGAACAUGGCAACAUUCCGCUCCCCGUUUUCUCCCCCUUGGCGUACAUGACCCAAUCAGCUACUGAGCGAACGCCGCUCAUCAACUUUAGCAACGAACAGGAUGCCGCAAUACAAGAACGGAUCACUCUUCGUAGCGCACAACCCGCACUCCAAACUCACAGCGACAUCUACCAACCUUCAUUCUCUAAGACUUUCUGGAUUAGCAUUGGUAUGGUGUUCGCCACCGUGCUAUUCCUCGGCUUUCUCUGGAUGGUCUUCAUCACCAGUGUUGUCUUUGGUAUUGUGAUGUACUUCACCCCGACGGCUUGAGCCCAUACCCGUGU